AUUAUAGAGCUCUAUAAGAGCUGUAUCCAAAUCAAGCACAUUGGUUAUGCUAGUCCGCUGGUGACUGAAAAUGAAGGUGAUAGUUUGUCUGGUGCUGCAGGCGGUGUACGUAGCGGGUGUGAUAAGGAAAAGUGCUUUAAUGAACAAAUUGAUCGAUGUAAAGCCGGUGGGCCCUCACGCAGUCAAAAAAUUCGUGCCACUGACGGAGAUCCCUCCUCCACUGGGCGCUCAUGUUCACCCAGACGGGCGCCGCCAUCUUGAAGACUGCUCGCCGACACCGUGGUCCCAUAACGUCGUCGAUGAAGCCACGGUCCAAAUCAUUGGAGACUACUAUGACGACCAUAACGAGAAGACGGUGGCUACGGUUAUUAUACCAGAUCAUAUUGACAUAAAACAUUUCGAAGUGACGACCCAAGUCCCGUACUUCACCGUCGGCACUAUAGAUGCUUUAGGCUAUCACCCCACCAAAGCUCCGGCGCUGAACGACUGCGAGAAGAUCUACCAGGACCACAUGAACGAGCAGUACUCGGAGGGUUCGAGCAGCGACUACUCCGAGGAGUCGCUCGAGAUGGCCCGAGUGCCGGUCCAGGCCAUGGAUUCUCAGCAAGCACCGAUGGAUGUAUAUGACGACAAAAUUUACCAAGAUCCAGACCAAAUUAAUUAAUUUGGCGGUUAUUCUUGCUCUCAAAUGAAAUAUCGCUUUAUUCCUUAGAGCAUUUAAUAACCGGAGUCGCCUUUAAAGAGCUUACCCCUCUGCCGAAAACCUUGCACAAUUAUGCAAACUUUUGUAUGGACUGACAUGACUAUUUGUACCUUACGUACAAAUCGUGUAGAAAUAGCAAUACAUUUGACCCCGCAAAAAUCGGCAGACUGUUUUGUACAGGAAAUGACAGCCAAGGCGUCUCCAGGUACUUACUAACUGCUCUAAGAUUUAUUCUCACUUACGCAACACACGUGGCUGACAUUUUGCAUAAAAUAUCCGCCCACAGUUGUUUAUUAAUUUAUUAUAUUUUAAAUCCAAUUUUAGGUUCGGCGGUAAUGUGACGAACUGUUUUAUAAUUUUGUACUGUUUGCUAAUAAUAUAUCAUAAAUAUUUUUA
Molecule: messenger RNA, 1099 nt
Organism: Cydia splendana
Lineage: Eukaryota; Metazoa; Arthropoda; Insecta; Lepidoptera; Tortricidae
Exons: 3
Coding region: 71-664 (197 amino acids)
Source: RefSeq, a predicted model, not a curated record